This is a messenger RNA of Porites lobata, 8001 nucleotides long. The record is from the annotation of a GenBank genome assembly. Lineage: Eukaryota; Metazoa; Cnidaria; Anthozoa; Scleractinia; Poritidae.
GCGGUAUCGAAUUAAAAAAUUCUCGACAUCCUGCGAACAACUCGAAACGUUGAGUAAUCAGAGUUCACAGCCCAAAUCUCUGGUACAAAGAGACUAGUAAGUUUAUAGUGCUUUUUAAAAAACGUUACAAUCUUUCGAAAAGGAUAAGAAAUGAAAGCAUCGCUAAUCUUCCUGGUUCUGCUACUUGAGUUUUCAUGGGGACGAAUCAGUGGAAGUAACAGUCGAGUGCGUCGACAAGCUUUCCAAAAACCCACGCCGUCUGCAUUUCAGGUAACUCGUUUUCUAGCCCGUAAGGCUUCCCAUAUCUAUGGUUAAUGUCAGUACAGGUCAACUUUGAAGUACCUUCAUUGAUUAUGUCUCUUUCAUUGAUAAUAAGCUCCUAAAUAUUGUCCUAUUAAUGCUAUGCAUGCAAGGGAAGGCCUAAACUUGAGAACACCCGCCACUUUGGCGUGUUGUUCAGUUCCAACUAUGUCACGCUUCGACAAAUCUUUCUGUAUCAAUUCUUUUAUGAAAAUUGUCUGAUAUGUUGAAGGGUAGUGAGUGCCUCUGGCAACGCGAUGGACUUUAGCCGAUAGCCUAUAAACAACAACAAGCGCUUACAUAAUGAGUUUUUGGUAUACCUGUGCUCAAAAGAAGAGAUAUGUAUUGCGUUGUGUAUGCUUGCCGACUGCGAUGUUGCGCGAUCAUGUAAAAUUUUUUCAAAGCGCAUGAAUUAUUUAAUGGCAGAGGGGGUGCUGGCAAGGAUAGACGGCGAGCGGUCGUCCUUGUAUUCUUUCCUCCAGAGCCAAGCUCCAGAGCAAAGCGCGGUAGAGCGAAAAAGUAAAAUUAUGAAUGGUACAAAUGAGGAGAGAGAUUUAAUAGGGCGGAGAGAAAAAUUAAAACAACAGGAAAAAUCACGCGCGAAAUGGUGUCAACUGUCAGGAAGGAAGGAACUGUCAAUCAAGGAGGCGUGAAAAUCAGAUAUACCAUCGCAGUCUCCUUUUUUUUUUCUUCGCUCGGGCUUCCGCCUUUGGUCCUCACUGCACUCUUGCUGUCAAUACACUGUGACUCAAAAGAAAAGUAACAGCGCGGACUACUCGAAGUCUAGUCUGCUACACAGCCGUUUUUAGAGUCGUCAAGCAAUGCUCCUCCCCACUGCGGGACGACACUAAAAACGGCUGUGUAGCAGGCUACUCGAAGUCUAGAGGUAAAACAACAGACAAGCAAAGGUUAUUUCUAAUCAUUACGAUCGACAUGCUUUCCUUUCGCGCUUUACUCUCCUUUCUCUCCCAUUACUGUGCCUGUCACAUACAGGCUAUGUAAUUGAGAUUAGUUACCUCAAGGACAGGGCGCAGAGGAGUUAUCAGUGACCUUGAUUGCAUAUUUUAAAAUUUUGCAGCUGCUCCUGGCAGCUGUCAAUGCUCGGUGGGAACGAACGUCGCCCGCCAGAAGAGCGACGCAUUUCCGAGCGAGGCACGAAGGGCCGAUUUUUUUUUACUGUAAGCCGAUCUUGGCUUCUUCAGUCCUUUUAUUGGUCAAUGGUCCCACUGAGCAUUGACUAAUGUGUUACCGGGUUGUAACAGAUCGCGUGACGGUUUGAUCGAUAAAAAGCAAACUCGGCUCUGCGCCCUCUGGCUCAAGUAACGUUGUAUCGACCUAAUAAUAAUUCCUUAUGUUGCUCAGAAUCUCCCUCGGAUACUACAGGCAACGGAAAACGCGCGUGCGUGAAAACUGCCACCCUUAUUGACUAUUUUCCAAUUCCCCAUAAUACACUCUGUUUUCCCCCCAAAUUUUGCAUAACUUAUUGUCUUAAAAUGCUCUUGGGAAAAUGCAAUACUCCCAGAAGCAUUUAAAAACAAUGGUUUAUGCAAAAUUUGGGGGGCAAACAGAGUGUAUUAUGGGGAAUUGGAAAAUAGAGAAUUGCCUGUUCCAGGCGUUCGUCAGGACCGCACAAAGUCAAAUUUCUGCUCCAAAGUUCUCGCCACUCUCCACUGUUCCUGCCCAUUUGUUCAUUUUGCGUGAUGAAUGAACUCUGCCAGGAGCCAAGUGCCUCGUAUCAUCUCAAGUAUAUUUGCUGAUAUCUUCUUACUUUUAGGUGAAAUUUAAGAAAGGUUUUAACUGGCGGGAAGUAACUACAGAAGAUAAAUUCUAUGAAAUGUUCCCUAACAUACCACGUCUACCCCAGCACCAAGGUAACGAUUAUUAUGGUCUAGCUAGGGUCAGGGGCGGUAAGAAGGUGGGGGCGCAAUAUGCCCUGUUGAUGUCGAUAUCCACCACCGGCGCAUUUAGGUCAGGAGCGUGCUGUAUUGAGGUUUUCAACUGGUUAUGAGCACUACCAAUAAGAAUGCAGGCAAAUUCAUGAACAAAAAUGUUCCAGUUGUGCUUUGCUGAAUUGCAUUACCACCUGGCAAGUUUUAAGCGCAGAAAAGAAGUGUUAAAUGCUGUUGUGGCGCUUCUCUUAGGUGCGUUUUACAACUCAACGAUGCACUUUAAAAUUUUGAGUUGUGGAAAAUUAUACGGGAAUGAAUGUUUGAUGAAUGAUUUGCUUUAUCCGUGUAACAAUCAUGGUAAUUUUUUAAUAAUUUAUUCUGCGUCAAAUUCACAGCCAAAUUACAAGGAGGUUUUAAACCAAUAAGACCUGGUAAGUGGCUUAUUUAACUUUUUAUCGUUCAUAUCAAGCGAAGCCAAUGAUUAGCGUUUUCUUCAGGUAGUGUUUUCCCGAAUUGUUUUUCAAUUCAACUGCUAGUGUUUUGUUAGAUUACUUUUAUAGGGAUAGGACACGGGGCCGGUAUGGUUUACCCUAGGUGUUAGAGGUUUUUUUAGCACUUCCUGCAUCUAGGUCAGGUCCGCUCCCCAGUGGGCAGUAUGCUCCCCAAACUUCCGAUAGGUCGCCCCAUGUAAGGAAAUCCAAGACACUCUUAGAUUCUGGUUUCCACGCCAUGGAUACCGGAUUCUAGGUGCUAAAUUCUGGAAUCUUUGUCAGGUGAACUUGGACUGUGGAUUCCAAUCGUUACUGGGAUUCCGGAUUUUUUAGCUGUAUUCCUGAUUCCAAACCCCAGGAUUCCAGAUUCCACAGCAAAAAUUGGCUGGAUUCUAGAUUCCACAAGCAAACAUUUCCCGGAUCCCGGAAUAUGGACUCACUUGCAUGGGACGACAUAGGGUAUCUGGCCUCCCAAAGACGUCUUAAUUUGUGAAAAUGAUCGAAAACGUAGAAUCUAGAAUCAAUUUAAGGGGGUUUUCUGGAAUGGGGUGCAAUACAGUAAAACCUAUUUACUACAUACAGCAAAGGCCUAUGCUAGCGUGUGCGCAUCAUCCGAAUGUCAUUAUCAAGCAGGAUAAUAGAAGAAUAAUUGUCACGAGAAACGAGCUUCUUCAAACCUGUUUUUGUCUGAGCUCUUCCUUUGUGACAUCUGUUAAAUCUGUAGAUGGAUGAAUAGUAACGCAGGUCUUUCCAGAAAAAAUACCUAAGAUUACUUCUUGGUGCUGUGUUUAUCCUGUUUUCAAUGUUUAUAUUUAUUGCCAAAAGGAAUUAAAGGAAUACACAAAGGUCCUGGCGUACCAGGGAAACCAUCCAUUUCUAAAGGUAAGUUGCUACAACCUUUGGUUAAACAGUGUUUUGAUGUUGCGUUAAAUAUCUCCUGUUAUUUGUUUACACUUGAGGAAAGGUGUCCUGCGAUAGCAAAUUUACUAACUUCGAAAAAGUCGCAAUAAUGCCUCAAUGUGGCACGUUUAAUCUGCAUUUAAGCCAUGCGUGCGUCCUUGAAUUUCUCUCUUCGCUAUAAGAACCGGCGCCUGCUACGCAGGCUAGAGCUUAUCCCGCAUGAAGCGAAUAGGAGUAGGUCCACCCCUCUUGGACGGGAUACUAGUCCAUCGAAGGGUCCCGGCUCCCACUAUGAUCAGUAACAAUUUCAUCUCUCUAACUUGACGUGGUCUUCUGCAGCGUCUUCUCUGCUCGUCCCCAGCGCACCUCGGCUUUUUUGAAAUGCGCGGAGCCCGUCGUUUUGAUGAUCAUGAGCCUAAGCUGUGUUUUGCUGUAUUUUACAAAACAGACGAAGUUGAUACUUCAACUCACUGCGCAAGUCGGCGGACGUUGACUGAUCUUCCUAUCACAAGAUCCUUUGGACAGCACAUCUUCCCAUCAUGCGCAUGGGUAAAACGCUGCUCGGGCUGCAUGUGUCCUGAUUUGAUGACGUGUAAGCCAGCGAAGGCAAGGAACAAGACAGUGGAUUUUUAUCGCAUUGGUAAGUAAAAUUUUAAAAUUUGACCUGUAAGAAAAAAUAACCACCUCCUAAAACUACAACCAGCUACAAAAGAUGCUCGAAAACAAUUUGAGCUUAAAUAGCCGGUCAAUGAUCUUGUGCUUUUGAUCCUCCUUCCCCCACCCCCCUCCCAUGUGAAAGUUGCUGGCAAUACGAGACAAUGCUCAAAACUUGGAGGAACAACUUUAAAUGGAGGGGAGGAUGGGGGGUGAGUGUUAUAUCACAGAAAUGUGUGACUUAACGCAAUCUUAGCUGAAAAGAACAGUUUUUUGUUGGAGUGUCUAAACAUUUUUCCAACUGGUUAUAGCGAGCUGUAGAAUGACCCAGAAUUCUCCUUGCACCAGACAAAUGGAGUAAGAAAAGGAACUUGGAAGACAGGCGAGGAAUCUUCCCUACCCUAUACUAUACUUUCUUCUCUUUGUAUGAUUAUCAUCAUGCCCACCGUGUACGCCUAUCUUUACUGGCUUUGCCCAGCGUAAGAGUUACCACAUAGACGCCGUUGCCUUAUAUACAUACAAGCAAAAGUUGAAAGACCUGGUUGCAAGUAUUGUUGGCAACAUCCAAGAAAAGAGCAGCCAUCAAAACCUGCGAAUUUCUAAAACAGAAAAGAAAUAAUGAGCCAUACAGUUCAAGAAAUUUUUCGAAACUUUUGCGUAUGUGGGUCUGAAAGUUAUGCCUCUCUUUCAAUAUGCAGGGACGGUCUGUCAAUAGCUUCACCAGAGAAUGUUAAAGCAAAAAUGCAAACGAAGAUUUAGACUUGCAACAAGUCGACCUCACGAGUCUCUAAGCGAGCGGGGCGAGCUUUUUAAUUAAGCCACGGAGAGGCCGAGCGAACGACGAAGUCGCGAGAUUCAUCGUCUCGACCCGUAUUAAAUCGAACAAAGGACUUCUUUAAGUCUAACAAAGAUUCGGCAAAACGGCAACCUCGUCCCUAGGGUUUUCUCGUUUUCCUGUGGUAUAGUUAAAGGUGGCGAUCCGGGGGACACCCAUCAUCACUAAUCAUACGGGGAGGUUCUUCCCUAAAGUCCAACCCUUGACCUUUUUAUCUACCUUUUAGGACAAAAAAGGUACACCAUUGGUAUCCCUUCCAUUGACAAAUGGUACCCCUGUCAUUCCAAAGACAUACAAAGUGUCUGUCACAAACCGCAAUGACAGAUUUCCUACCCUUUCCAAUACAGUAAAAACCCGCGUAUAAGAACCUAACAUUUAAGAACCUGUUAGGCUAAAAUUUCAUCUUUUAGCACCCUUCACAUAAGAACCAUUUUAGGCUAAACUCCUAAAACAGCUUCUUAUUUUCCAAAAAAAAAUAUAGAAUUAAGACAUUUUCUCAAAAAAAAAAAAAAUAUAUAUAUAUAUAUAUAUAACACAGUCUGUAUGCAGCAAUAAUACUCUAAACCCUAUAGCAUGGUUACAUAAAACUUUUUCCAUAGGUUUGAUUGUAACAGAAUCAGAUUAAAACAGUAUAGUAUUUUGCUUAACGAAGCCUCCAAGAAUACUGUUUUUGAACAUUAAACACCAGAUCAUUUAAAAAUUCAGCUUUAUUUCUUGAACAAAAGUUAAGAACCUAAUUAAGAACCUAGUUAGCCUAAUUUUACACUAAAUACCAUUUAUAUAAGAACCUGUUUAGGCUAACUUGGAAAAACCUAGGUUCUUAUACGCGGGUUUUUACUGUACUUCAACUAGUGAAGCCUGAAGGCACCCGUCUCGCGCGGAGCCUCCCUGUUAAGACCAAGGAUCAAUUUAGGCUUCUGGGAAACUGCCUACCUACCCCUCCCUUAAGCCAACACUAACACUUACUUCUCCCUUAGGGCAAAAUGUUGGCUUAAGGGAGGGGUAGGUGGACAGUUUCCCAGAACCCUAAAUUGAUAGCAUAGGGAGUAACCCCGGUGUGGCGACAACACACAGAAAGUGCUGGAGUUCUCGUUCGCCACAAAAAGGUGCCCUGCACACUUAAGAAUCUUUGCAGCUGUAAUAUGCAAAAUAUCGAGGGCGAUGUUUGAUUAAUAUCAUGAUCCCUCGUCCGAUCCUUUAGCUCUCUAGAUCUUAGUAUAAAGCUGAACAGAAGUUUAAAUUUAAAGUUCAAAGAAGUAUUCGGUUUCCAUUUUCAGAUGGACAUACAGUUAAUCGGGAUAAAAUACCGAUGACUGAGCACGUGCAGUGUGCUUGUCAGUGUAUUAAGUCAUCUUCCUCGUGUACUGCCGCCAGACAAGUUUGGAAUGAACACACGUGUGGCUGUGAUUGUAAACCUGCAUACCAAGAACACAACCUAAACUGUACAGGAGUCUCAAAGGUAUGGUCUUUUUAUGAGCUUAUCUACUUAAAACAAGGGAACCCCUGAAAUUGUCCUACAAAUGAAGCAUUUGAGUUUUGCUGGAGCUUGUUCGCAGAUGAAUACAAGACUUUACCAAAAUCGACCAGGAGGAACGUAAAAUUGAAGAAAUUCGUAUUUGGAAGCCUAUGACUUCCUGAUCUAUUAUGUAAACAUUGAUUUACGUCAUCAGUAUGGAAUUUCUGUCGCUGAGUCGCAGACGUUGUUCCAUGCGAAAAGUCCCCAGCGGGGAGGAGCGGACAGAAACGGCUGUAUUCGCAGGCUACCCUUCCAGAUGAAAAAGACGUCUUCUGCAUUCAGGGUUCCUAUGGAUUCAUGGGGUUAUAAAUAGUUUGUGUUUUUCGCAAUAGUCCAUUUUCGAGUUGCCUCAAGCCUCUGUUUCAAAGGGAGGCUAAGUGCGAAGCUAUCGAUAUGAAAAUGAUUGUUUUUUUCUCGUGGACAAAAAACUUAUUGCACAAGAAAGGUUUUUCAUUUAGCCUCGUUUUGAAAGUGAGAGUUUUUGGAACUCGGAAAUGGCAUGUCGCAAUCCAUUGCGAUCUUUGUGAUUAUCAUUAUUAUUAUUAUUUAUUUAUUUAUUUAUUUAUUUAUUUAUCUUUUUCUUUAUUUUUUAUAGUACGACUCUCGAACAUGCAGUUGCAUUUGUCCCAGGGCACAUGAAUCAUGUCCUCUUGGCUGGAUGUGGAGUGAUGUGAAAUGCAGAUGUGUAGAAAUUCGUAUCACCGUUUUCAGGAAACCCUGGAAUAGGCAACGUGAUGAUGAUUAACUAUUAUAGCUUAAUCAAUUGAAAGAAAAAGAAAGAAAAUAACAGCGAAAGGACAUUUAAGAGUGCCGGCCUGAAAAAAACGCCUCGCGUGAGCAAAACAUGCUCGGAACUCGAGAAGAAACCCACAACUUGUCAAAAAUGCGCUGACUUUGACGCUCACGUUUAUAGUUAAAUUUCGUUUUUGUUUCAAUUGUGUUUUGUUUUCCUCUCAUUAUUAUUCAUUACCAUUCAGAAAAAAAAGGCAAAAAAAAAGGAAAAGAAAGACUAACCAAAAUUAUAUUAUCUGCACUGUUCUCUGAACAUUUCUUGUGGCUUUCAUUCUAUAGGAGAAAUUGUUUCGAAAGCUUUGGCGACUAUUUCCUUUAUUUUCAUGACCGUACAGAAUUAAAAAAACUCGCAAGUUAAUAGCUUAAUUUUUAAGAACUUGCUGGGCUACGAUUUCCUUUUUAGACACAUUUAUUGUAACAACCUGUUUUAACCUUAAAUUUAAACAGGUUCUUCUAUAAAACUUAAGUUUAAAAACUUGGAGUUCAUAAGCCAAAUUUAUCGUUUGAAAAUAGCUUAGACGGUAGUCAGUAAAUUUGUUUAGAUUACAGUCAUUUAGACAUGAUAAUAUAGCUAUCUACUUAAUCCUGAAGUGUGAAAUAAAAACAAUAGAAAAACCAUUGGCC